Messenger RNA from Rhopalosiphum padi (bird cherry-oat aphid), 3044 nucleotides. It is a transcript of the gene Ptp61F, whose product is annotated as tyrosine-protein phosphatase non-receptor type 2. The record is from RefSeq and is a predicted model, not a curated record. The coding region runs from base 205 to 1593 and encodes 462 amino acids. Gene Ontology annotation, biological process: protein dephosphorylation. The transcript has 9 exons. Gene Ontology annotation, molecular function: protein tyrosine phosphatase activity. NCBI's taxonomy places the organism in Eukaryota, Metazoa, Arthropoda, Insecta, Hemiptera, Aphididae.
GAAUACCUACACUAUAUUGAUUGCAGUUUUAGUUAUGAACUGCAAUUUACUAUUUAGUAAAUUUUUUUACGAUUUAUUUUAAUAUUAUAUUUGAAUAAUAUAUAUUUUUAUUUGUAAUAUAAAAUUAUAUACUUUGUGUUUAAGUAUUAAUAACUUUUUGUAGAUUACACCGUGAUUACCAAACAGGUAUAUCAAAAAUUCAAUAUGCAUACCGAUCAACAAGUGAAAAAAAGAUUACAAGAUGAAUUUAACGACAUAGAAUCGAAGAAUAUGUGGAACAUCACGUUCAGAUUUGUUGAAGUAGAAAGUUCAAAAAUUAAGAAAACAUCUGAUGAAGCAAAGAAACCACAAAAUAAGGCAUUAAAUAGAUAUCAAGAUGUUUCGCCUUAUGAUGAAACUAGAAUUAUCCUAAAGAGAGGAAAUGUAUCUUACAUAAAUGCCAAUCUUGUACAAGUAUGUAAUUGUGAAAGGCAGUAUAUACUGACUCAAGGACCCUUAGAAAACAGCACUUCUCAUUUUUGGCUUAUGGUGUGGGAACAAAGUUCUAAAGCCAUCGUAAUGUUGAACAAAGUUAUCGAAAAGAAAAAACUUAAAUGUCAUCAAUAUUGGCCAAAGAAAAAAAAGGAUAAUGAUAAAUUUGUAUGGAAUGAUGUUGGUCUAUCUGUAGAAUUUGUCUCUAAAAUCAAUCAUGGGUUUUAUGCACUAAGUGUUUUAAAACUUAAUGACUUAGAUUCUGGAGAAUCUCGUGAAAUUUAUCAUUUCCAUUAUACUGAUUGGCCAGAUUUUGGAGUACCCAAAACACCCACACCAUUUUUACGAUUUCUCAGAGAUGUUAGACGUAGUGGUAGUCUUGAUCCAUCUCACGGACCGAUUGUCGUUCAUUGUUCUGCAGGAAUAGGUCGUUCGGGAACAUUUUGUCUAAUAGAUUCCUGCCUUAUAAAAAUGAAUACACCAGAAGGCUUAAACUAUGUUCACAUACGUACAUUACUAGCAGAAAUGAGAAAAUGUAGAUUGGGACUUGUUCAGGCUCCCGAACAACUUCGAUUUGUAUACCAAAGUGUUAUUGAAGCCCUUGAUUCAAAUUGGGAAGCGGAUAAUGAGGAUAAUUUACCUAGUUUAGAUGGCUCACUGUUGAAUAAUAUAAGCGAAUCAGACUGUGAAAGUAGUGAUAGCGAAUUAAGUAGUGAAGCACCCCCCUUACCGCCCCCUCGUAUGGAAUCAUUAAGGCAGCAGGAUGAAGAUGAUUAUGAUGAUGAAGAAUCGUUAGUGUCAGAAUCUGAUAGUGAUGAAAAUGAAUCAACUCCACCACCAUUACCACCUCCUAGAGAUCUCGAUUUAUCUAAAUCUAAUGAUCGUAUGAAUACAACAAAUACCAAAGACGAACGUAACAAGAACAAAGCUGAAGGAGAGGCAGAAAAAACCAAAAUUAUGGCCGACAAAUUAAAAAUAAUGAAGAGAAAACAAAAAGAGCAAGAAAAAUGGGAACAAAUCAAAAGGUCGUGGUUUUAUCCAUUGAGAAAUUUAGGAAUUGGAGUUUUAGCUCUUAGUGGUGGUGUAAUGAUUGUUGCAUACUUGAUGAAUUAUAAAAAAUAACGGUUUUUCAUUUAGUUAUUUAUACUCGGCUUUACAAUUUACAAGGGCAUUAACAGACAUAUACAAUGUUUGCUUUAAUUUAAAUAUAAUAAGAAGUGGUAAUAUAGAUGACGACCAAAUAUUUAUCAAAAUAGCUAAACUUCCAUUUGAAUAAAAAGAAGACUGAAAAUAAGCAUAAUAAAAAUAAUAAAAAAAAUAAAGCCAAAUUUUACUUUGAUUCUACCUUAGUUUUAAUUUGUUUUAUAAUUUUAAUAAAAUUACAUGGAAUUUUGUCUAUAAAACAAAUUAAAAUUAUCUUUGUGAAUUGUAGAUGUCGAGCUUUAUAAACAAAACAAGAAUGUAAAUAAUUUCUAAUAGCAUAAAUCAUACCAUUUUACUUAAAUUUAGUCAGUAACACAUGUAAGUAAAUAAUAUAUCUAUUUUCUUAAUGAAUUGAUUAAAAUUAAUCAUUCCGUAAAUUAUAUUAUACUGUCUAAUGAAAUAACACUAUAUUAUUGAGUUGAAUUAAGUUUUAUUUUAAUAAAAAUAUAAAAUGUUAAUCUACAAUCACAAAUUGUGGUAAUUAAAUAAAAAACUAAUUAAUAUGAUGUGUGUUCUCUUAUUUAUUUUUAAAAUUAAAAUAUGAAAAAUUUAAUUAAAUAAAAUAUAAGAAAAAAUUUAAUUUUUAACUACCUACAUUUAUUAUACUUUGAUGUAUUAUUAGUUUUCUUUUAAUUAUUGUCUUUGGAAUAUGGAUGAUACUGUUAAGAUCAUUAUUUAUUUAAAUUUGAUAUUAAUAAAUGUAAUGUAAUAUUAUGAAAACUUAACUCAAGGAAACAAAUUAUCAAAAUAUGUGAAUGAACGAUUUUAAUUUGAAAAAAAAUUAAGAUCUAAAUAUAUCUAUAAAUUAUUAUUUAUUGAACUCUGCUUGAGCUUAACAAUGAAAAAUGUUUUUUUUCUAUUCAACAUUGUAAAAAUGUAUUAUUCUUAAUAGGUAUCUAGUUAAUAACUAAACAGUGUAACUAAUAUUAUUAAGACAUAAGCAAUUAAGGUUUAGGAUAUUCAAUUAUUUUUGUUAAGUAUUUUAAAACAAAAUUAUAAAUAGUAACUUAAAUAUUUUAAAUUAUAUAUUGAUCAAAUGUACUACUGUCAGAAUAUAAAAUUUAUCCAAAAUAACUAUUAUUGUUAUUUUAUCACAACUAUGUUAAUUUAUUAAUUAUUAUUCUACUUAAUGAAAUGUACUUUUAAUCAUUUUAUGGAAGGUAAAUAAUGUUUGCUCAUACCAUAAAGACUGUUUUGAAGAUUGCGUUUAAAUUUUAAAUAUUAAUUAAAAUGUUGAAAAUACAGAAUUACUUAUUUAUGAUUAGUGAUAGGUAAACAUUAUACUAUUUAAUAUAUUAUACUGUGUGUUAUACAUUUUUAUAAUAUUUAAAUUUAAUCAAUACUUAAUAAAUACCUUGAAUACAAUUUAA